GUGCAUAACAUUAAGACCUUCAUUACUCCUAUAGAAUGGGAAUAUCUACUAUUAGUAAAAUAGUAGAAGAUGUAUGCAGCGAAUUAUGGGGACUUAAAUCUUAAAUUAUGCCUUUGCCGGAUCAGAAAAAAUGUAAAGAAAUUGCUUUGGGUAUUGAAAACGAUGCUAACUUUGUAAAUUGCAUCGGCGCUUUGGACGGAAAACAUAUUCGCUUAAUCAAACCAAUCCAGAGUGGAUCAGAUUUUUAUAAUUACAAACAUUACUAUUCAAUAGUUCUUAUGGCUAUUUGUGAUGCAAAUUAUUGUUUUACUUUUAUUGAUGUGGGAGCUCAAGGAAAGUUUUGUGAUUCAACAGUCUUUAAAAAAACAAAAUUUUACAAAAAACUAGAAGAUAAAGAACUUUUUGUACCACCACCGAAACCCUUACCUUGCCAAUCAAAUCCAUUACCGUUUGUAAUAGUUGCUGAUGAGGCUUUUGGUGUAUCUCAAAGCAUACUUAGACCAUAUGCACGAAGCAAUUUGAAUUACAAAAAAAAAGUAUUCAACUAUCGCUUGUCUCGAGCAAGAAGAUAUAUAGAAUCAACUUUUGGAAUACUUUCUAACAAAUGGCGAAUUUUCCAUAGAUCGAUGAACACAAGCGUAGAACUUUCUAUAAAAAUUGUUAAAGCCUGUUGUAUAUUGCAUAAUUUUGUCAGGAACAGAGAUGGAUUUAGAUUUGAAGACACAUUAAGUAUUAAUGGUUUUGAAAGUCUUAAUGACUCAAUUGAUGUUUAUAAUAGAUCAGGUAAUAUAUUAAGGGACCAGUUUGCCAAUUACUUUAUAAGCGAAGCUGGUAAAGUAGAAUGGCAAGAUAGAAUGAUUCAUUAAUUCGAUAUAAGUAUGUGCUCAAUAAGUUUAUGUUAAAUGUCUUCUUAGUACUACU
Molecule: messenger RNA, 921 nt
Organism: Daktulosphaira vitifoliae (grape phylloxera)
Lineage: Eukaryota; Metazoa; Arthropoda; Insecta; Hemiptera; Phylloxeridae
Exons: 2
Coding region: 108-866 (252 amino acids)
Source: RefSeq, a predicted model, not a curated record